Messenger RNA from Saccharomyces eubayanus, 2280 nucleotides. It is a transcript of the gene PMT2, whose product is annotated as dolichyl-phosphate-mannose-protein mannosyltransferase PMT2. The coding region runs from base 1 to 2280 and encodes 759 amino acids. The transcript has a single exon. Gene Ontology annotation, molecular function: dolichyl-phosphate-mannose-protein mannosyltransferase activity. Gene Ontology annotation, cellular component: endoplasmic reticulum; membrane. NCBI's taxonomy places the organism in Eukaryota, Fungi, Ascomycota, Saccharomycetes, Saccharomycetales, Saccharomycetaceae. The record is from RefSeq and is a predicted model, not a curated record. Gene Ontology annotation, biological process: protein O-linked glycosylation via mannose.
AUGUCCACGUCUUCGUCUACCGGGUACAGCAACAAGAAUGCCGCCCAUAUUAAGCAAGAGAACAUACUGAGACAAAGAGAGACGUCCUCCGUCAACGCCAGUGACGAGCUGCUAAGUACAGAUGAGCAAAACAUGGAAGAUUUCUCGAAGGCGAAGAUCGCUGCGAAAGACUCGUUGUUUCGUCUCGAAGCCAUCCUGAUGCCCGUGGUGUUUACCGCGUUGGCUUUAUUCACCAGGAUGUACAAGAUCGGCAUCAACAACCGUGUUGUUUGGGAUGAAGCGCAUUUUGGUAAGUUCGGGUCGUACUACUUAAGACACGAAUUUUACCAUGAUGUCCAUCCCCCCCUGGGGAAGAUGCUUGUCGGGUUGUCCGGUUACUUAGCAGGGUACAAUGGCUCCUGGGACUUCCCCUCCGGUGAGCUCUACCCAGACUACUUAGACUACGUCAAGAUGAGACUGUUUAACGCGUCAUUUUCUGCGCUCUGUGUUCCCUUGGCUUACUUCACCGCCAAGGCUAUUGGAUUCUCGCUGCCCACUGUUUGGUUGAUGACUGUUUUGGUUCUGUUCGAAAACUCGUACAGUACUUUGGGUAGGUUCAUUCUUUUGGACUCCAUGCUGCUGUUUUUCACUGUAGCAUCCUUCUUUAGUUUCGUCAUGUUCCACAACCAAAGAUCCAAGCCCUUCUCCAGAAAAUGGUGGAAAUGGCUAUUGAUCACGGGUAUUUCCCUGGGUUGUACGAUUUCCGUCAAGAUGGUUGGUCUACUUAUCAUCACUAUGGUCGGUAUCUAUACUGUGAUUGACUUGUGGACCUUCUUGGCGGACAAAACCAUGUCGUGGAAAACCUACAUCAACCAUUGGUUGGCAAGAAUCUUCGGGCUCAUUAUCGUUCCCUCCCUCAUUUUCCUACUGUGUUUCAAGAUCCAUUUUGACCUACUAUCCCACUCUGGUACUGGGGAUGCUAACAUGCCAUCGCUUUUCCAAGCAAGAUUAAUCGGGUCUGAUGUUGGACAAGGUCCUCGUGAUAUUGCCCUCGGCUCAUCCGUCGUUUCGAUCAAAAACCAGGCUCUUGGAGGCUCCCUAUUGCACUCGCAUAUACAAGGUUACCCAGAAGGUUCCAACCAACAACAGGUUACCGGUUAUGGUUACAAAGAUGCAAACAACGCGUGGUUCUUCAACAGAGAAAGAGGCCUACCAUCCUGGUCGGAAAACGAAACCGAUAUUGAAUUCCUGAAAGCCGGUGCCAGUUAUAGAUUGGUACACAAAAGUACAGGUAGAAAUCUGCACACUCAUCCAGUCGCCGCACCAGUGUCCAAGUCACAAUGGGAAGUCUCCGGUUACGGUGACGACUUUGUUGGUGACAACAAGGACAAUUGGGUCAUCGAAAUCAUGGACCAAAGAGGGGAUGAAGACCCAGAGAAGUUGCAUACCUUGACCACUUCUUUCCGUAUCAAGAACAUGGAAAUGAACUGUUACUUGGCUCAAACCGGUAACAGUUUGCCAGAAUGGGGGUUUAGACAGCAGGAAAUUGUUUGUAUGAAAAAUCCCUUUAGAAGGGAUAAAAGAACAUGGUGGAACAUCGAAACUCAUGAAAACGAAAACUUACCACCAAGACCUGAAGACUUCACAUAUCCAAAGACCAAUUUCUUCAAAGAUUUUAUUCAUUUGAACCUAGCCAUGAUGGCCACUAAUAACGCCCUAUUACCAGAUCCAGACAAAUUCGACUAUUUGGCUUCUUCCGCUUGGCAAUGGCCAACUUUGAACACUGGUUUGAGACUAUGUGGCUGGGGAGACGAUAAUCCAAAGUACUUCCUACUAGGUACCCCGGUCUCCACAUGGGCUUCUAGUGUUGCUGUCAUAGCAUUCAUGGCCACUGUAGUCAUCCUACUGAUAAGAUGGCAAAGACAAUACGUUGACUUGACCAAUCCAUCCAGCUGGAACGUUUUCCUAAUGGGUGGGUUCUACCCGCUACUAGCCUGGGGUCUACAUUUCGUUCCAUUCGUCAUCAUGUCUAGAGUCACGUAUGUUCACCACUACUUGCCGGCAUUGUAUUUCGCAUUGAUCAUUUUGGCUUACUGUUUCGACGCCGGUUUGCAAAAAUGGUCCAGGUCCAAAUGCGGCCGUAUUAUGCGUUUCGUCUUAUACGCUGGUUUCAUCGCCCUUGUAAUCGGCUGCUACCAGUACUUCUCCCCCAUUUCAUUCGGAAUGGAGGGCUCGAGCCAAAACUUCCGUUAUCUAAACUGGCUAUCCACCUGGGAUAUUGUUGACAAACAAGAAGCAUGA